GCUUGGGCGGACUGUGUGGCAGUUAGGUGGGCCGUGCCAAUGCAACCUCGGGCUCCUCCGCUACCAACCGUGGGCGAGUUCUCGGCGCGCGGGGCACUGGCGUGGCGCUCUGACUAUAGUUGUAUCAGUGUGUUAUGAUGCCUUCCCGUACCAACCUGGCUACUGGAAUCCCAAGUAGUAAAGUGAAAUAUUCAAGGCUUUCCAGCACAGACGAUGGCUACAUUGACCUUCAGUUUAAGAAAAGCCCUCCUAAGAUUCCUUAUAAGGCCAUUGCACUUGCCACCGUGCUGUUUUUGAUUGGCGCCUUUCUCAUUAUCGUAGGCUCUCUCCUGUUGUCAGGCUACAUCAGCAAAGGGGGGGCAGAUCGAGCUGUUCCAGUCCUGAUCAUUGGCAUUCUGAUGUUCCUUCCCGGAUUUUACCACCUGCGCAUUGCCUACUAUGCAUCCAAAGGCUACCGGGGUUACUCCUAAGAUGACAUUCCAGACUUUGAUGACUAGCACCCACCCAGCCCUGAGGAGAAAAGUCACAAUGGGACUACACCUAGCUUUGAGAUAUUGAGCAAAAACUAUGGCUAAGGGCUAAGGAAUUUUGCAGUUUGCAAUGUUAAAAACAAUGUCCAGAUUUUGGUUCCAUCCCCAAGAUGUUAACUAAGCUUACAAUUAGCUAAUUAGGACAUCCUCUGCUUUUCAGCUUCUGGCCCUGGCAAAGCUCCUGACAAGUCUUUCCACUGGAAUAUGUAUCAUGGAACAAUAGCAAUGUUAAUUGUCUAGGAAAACAGGAGGUUAUUCUGUAGUGGAAAGUGUUGCUGCCACCGCCCUCUUUAGAGUUGAGUGUUUCUAUUAAAUGGUCUUCAUUGUCAAUUUGUUCUAGCCACAAAUGGAAGAAUGCAGCAUGUCUAAUUUCUUACUACUAAGUAAUUUAUUUUUAAAAAAUCUAAGUUUAUCCCCUCUAGUUACUUCUGCAUUCAUGUUCUAGUGUAAAACCUUGGUAAAAUUAAAUAUCAGUGUGCAUGUAUCUGUAAUAUUUUUUACUCUCUUUCUUAUUGACAGCAACCAGGAAUUUUUUAAACUGCAGAGCAACUUUUCAAAUGUAAACACCUUCUCUGUUUACCAAUCCUUGGCCAGCUCUGAGCUAUAUCACCAAUAGGUUGAACAGCAUAUAAUAUGGGUCAUUAUGUCCUUUGUAGAUCAAGAUGUUCUGUAUAUCAUGCCUUUAAGGACUGGACUUUUGGCUGUUUCCUAAUGAAAAAUGUAGAUAGGUGUUGUUAUUUAGAGUUUAUAACCCUAUUGUCAGUACCUUGUAUUAUGUUCUCAUUCUGUGAAAGAUCAGAAGUCUGGAUCCCUAAAGACUAUACUGCCUUACUUAGGCUGAUACUGUUUCCUAGCUUGCAAAAAGUGACUUAUACUCAAAUUAAAAUGUUGAAAUCCAAAUCCUAAA
Molecule: messenger RNA, 1437 nt
Organism: Microcebus murinus (gray mouse lemur)
Lineage: Eukaryota; Metazoa; Chordata; Mammalia; Primates; Cheirogaleidae
Product: transmembrane protein 230
Biological process (GO): synaptic vesicle transport
Cellular component (GO): synaptic vesicle; endomembrane system
Source: RefSeq, a predicted model, not a curated record